AUGCCACCAAAAGAAAACAAAAAAAAUUCCAAGUCAGACAAGGAUCUUCAGGAUGAUGAACAACAGUUAAAUGAAGAUAUUGUAAAAAUGGGCAUACGCUUGUCUGCCCUAAAGGCAGAAUAUGCCGGACAGCUUGAGGAAAUAUUCGGUUUGAGGCGAGAGAAAAAAGAGCUGGAGUUCGUUUGUGCAAAAUUUGAAGAUGACCUUCGUCUUGCUACAUUGAAUAGAGUAGAUGUGCUAACCGAUUUUGUGCGUCAAUACAAAACAGAGGAAGAUGAAAAAAUACGCACCUGUACAGACCUGGAUGAAACCUUAAACCGUCUCGAGGAGGAAAAAAUUAGGCUUACUGAAAAGGCAAAAAAGGCAGAAACAGAACAUGAAGACGCUAUCAAUUCGAUGAAAACAGAGUAUGAUUCUUUAUUGGCUCGUAUAGAUGAAAUGGAAAGGGAAUUCAGCGUUCUCAUGGAAGAUACUCGAUCUAGGAUGCCCUAUGGACAGUCAGCACCUAUUUAG
Messenger RNA from Trypanosoma cruzi, 513 nucleotides. RefSeq lists its product as uncharacterized. The record is from RefSeq and is a predicted model, not a curated record. The transcript has a single exon. The coding region runs from base 1 to 513 and encodes 170 amino acids. NCBI's taxonomy places the organism in Eukaryota, Euglenozoa, Kinetoplastea, Trypanosomatida, Trypanosomatidae.